AUUUCCAAAUGGUGCAACGGCCAGAGGAUUCCGGGAAAGCCUCAGAUCCGCCUUACACCCAAGCGACAGCGGCAGCAAACCAUGCAUAUCCCGCCAAUCGCCAGUUCCACCGUCGAAACUUAUGUUACACGGCACCCGAGACCGAGCUGUAGCCCCGAACAACGUUUACAGCGACGUGCUGUUGAGCCAAGUACGACACCUUCACGCCUAGCUGAGGAAGAGAAAGCCGACGUCAUCUACCUCGGCACCUUUCCACGCCAGCCGUAUCACAACACCGCCGUUUCUGAUUUCCGAUGCCCUGCCAUCGACUCGAAUCGGCCUUUGGAUAUAACUCCACGACGCAACACCCGCAAGAAGAAAGGCAGGCGGGCAGCUCAGUCCCCCCAUAAGCAAACGGAUGCGCGGACGACACAGUGCAAGGGAGCCACACCAUCACGCCAACCGACGAUACCCACGGCGAUAAGGAACCAGAACGUCUGGUUAGGUCGGGCAAGAGACUCGACUAGUCAGGUCUAUGGUUUCUUCGAUAGCGCGGGCCGUUUCUGCCGCAGGGUAGAUGUUGAGCGUUUCGGCAGGGCGACGGAACACUGGUCGAGUUUCGCUCACAUCCCUCACGACCAAGUCGCAUACCGCCCUAUUUUUCAGCAAAUGACGUAUCCGCAAGUCCGAGCCGAGGUUUGUCGUCGGUUAGUCACAAAGUUUGGAGGGUCCCUAUGUGAUGGAGAGAUUUAGCUUGCCAGGCGAGAGCAUUGCAAAUAUUUGAUGCAAACCUAGCGGACUCUAUCACACAUGGGCCUAAGAGCAGUAGUGCUAAAUGAGUGGUGCACGAUACGUUCUUCGCCAAGCUGGCGCAGCGCGUAGUCCGAGCUGCUCUCAAUUGGGUGGUCUUAAAUGAUCUUUGGCCGCAUUUGAUAUGCCAUGUUAGCUUGUCUCGUUCGUCUUUUAUCAUUGUUUGUGAUGUGCGAUUGAACGAAAGAGCCGCGUCUUGCGGACUGCAAGGCAGCAAUCCAGAGGCGCACCGGUCGCACCUCAGCACUCCGCGUUGGUUAGCCCUGCUACAGAUCAGCGUCGGC
Ilyonectria robusta is the source of this 1073-nucleotide messenger RNA. RefSeq lists its product as uncharacterized. Lineage: Eukaryota; Fungi; Ascomycota; Sordariomycetes; Hypocreales; Nectriaceae. The coding region runs from base 82 to 732 and encodes 216 amino acids. The transcript has 2 exons. The record is from RefSeq and is a predicted model, not a curated record.